This is a messenger RNA of Racocetra fulgida, 195 nucleotides long. The record is from the annotation of a GenBank genome assembly. Lineage: Eukaryota; Fungi; Glomeromycota; Glomeromycetes; Diversisporales; Gigasporaceae.
UUGUUAAAGAAAUGGUUUGACGAUGCUAUCCAACAGCAACACAUAAGUAAAUUUGAUUAUGAUGAGUUUGAAACUCUUGAAAAAAUUGGUGAAGGCGGAUUUGGUACCGUGUAUAAAGCAGAAUGGAAAUUUAAUGGGCUAUCUGUAGUUCUUAAAAGAUUAAAGGAUAAUGUGUUUCAAGAAUUUGUUCAAGAG